GGAUUAGUAGCCCGUUUACCGAUGGAUCUGUGUUUAAUUCUUACCAAACGACUGGUCACUUCACUGGCAAGCCACUCCGCAAAUCGGAACGCGGGGAACUUUUUUCUCCCUUCGCGCGGAGGGUGACGUCGCACGUGCGUGAGCGUACCUAUCGCAGUGCCCGUUACGCUCUUGCGCGUGCGUACUGAGAUCGAAUAGCUGCUUCCUCCCGCUUCUCUUCCUCCCUCCCCCCAUAUCCGUGCGCCGAGCUGAUAAAGGCGCCAUUUUGGAGGGGCCGCGGGAGACGUGGUGUCGCUGCGGGCUCGCUCUGCCGUGCGCUAGGCUUGGUGGGAAGGCCUGUUCUCGAGUCCGCGCUUUUCGUCGCCGCCAUGUCGGGAGGUGGUGUGAUUCGUGGCCCGGCAGGGAACAACGAUUGCCGCAUCUACGUGGGUAACUUACCUCCAGACAUCCGAACCAAGGACAUUGAGGACGUGUUCUACAAAUACGGUGCUAUCCGUGACAUCGAUCUCAAGAAUCGCCGCGGAGGACCGCCCUUCGCCUUCGUUGAGUUCGAGGACCCUCGAGACGCGGAAGACGCGGUAUAUGGUCGCGACGGCUAUGAUUACGAUGGAUACCGUCUGCGGGUGGAGUUUCCUCGAAGCGGCCGUGGCACCGGCCGAGGCGGCGGCGGGGGUGGAGGUGGCGGGGCUCCCCGAGGCCGCUAUGGCCCCCCAUCCAGGCGUUCUGAAAACAGAGUGGUUGUCUCUGGACUGCCUCCAAGUGGAAGCUGGCAGGAUCUGAAGGAUCACAUGCGUGAAGCAGGUGAUGUAUGUUAUGCUGAUGUUUACCGAGAUGGCACUGGUGUCGUGGAGUUUGUACGGAAAGAAGAUAUGACCUAUGCAGUUCGAAAACUGGAUAACACUAAGUUUAGAUCCCAUGAGGGAGAAACUGCCUACAUCCGGGUUAAAGUUGAUGGGCCCAGAAGUCCAAGUUAUGGAAGAUCACGAUCUCGAAGCCGUAGUCGUAGCAGAAGCCGUAGCAGAAGCAACAGCAGGAGUCGCAGUUAUUCCCCAAGGAGAAGCAGAGGAUCACCACGCUAUUCUCCCCGUCAUAGCAGAUCUCGCUCUCGUACAUAAGAUGAUUGGUGACACUUUUUGUAGAACCCAUGUUGUAUACAGUUUUCCUUUACUCAGUACAAUCUUUUCAUUUUUUAAUUCAAACUGUUUUGUUCAGAAUGGGCUAAAGUGUUGAAUUGCAUUCUUGUGUAAUAUCCCCUUGCUCCUAACAUCUACAUUCCCCUCAUGUCUGAUAAAAUGUAUUUUAAGUGAUGUCAUAGACAGGAUUGUUUAAAUUUAGUUAACUCUCCAUGCUCUUCAGACUGUGAUAUUGUGUAAAUGUCUAUUCUGCUCUGGUUUGUGUGAACUGGGGAUGUUGGGGGGUGUUUGUGGUUAUCUUACCUGGGGAAGUUCUUAUGUUUAUCUUGCUUUUCAUGUGUCUUUCUGUAGACAUAUCUGAAGAGAUGGAUUAAGAAUGCUUUGGAUUAAGGAUUGUGGAGCACAUUUCAAUCAUUUUAGGAUUGUCAAAAGGAGGAUUGAGGAGGAUCAGAUCAAUAAUGGAGGCAAUGGUAUGACUCCAAGUGCUAUUGUCACAGAUGAAAUUGGCAGUAUUGACCUUAUACUAAAAGGCAAGGGUUUAAAGUGAUUAUAUACAUCUACCUUAAAACACUUGCAAACAUCUUAUGCAGUUAUCUUUAGCUACAAUUGCUUUGCUCUUUAAACCUUGGCAAUUGUGGCAAAUGUUACAUUGCCCAUUUUGUAACAGUUUAUUUUGCUCCCUUCCCCCCUUUUUUGUUUUAAUAGGGACUAAUGUGGGAAGAACUGGCUAAUUUGUCACAGUGCUUAGUUACAACUGUUAAUGUGUGACCUGCUGUUGGUGUACAUGUGGGUACAGGGUGUCUUUAAUUCCAACCAGAUAGAGUAUAAUAUCAAUACUGCUAAAUCUGCAUGUCCUCUGUGUGACUGAUAUAGCGUUGCUAUUUCAUUUUUUUAAGACAAAAUGAAAGCAAAAUAGAGAAUUCCAAUGUAUCGGUGUAGAUAAUCUAGUUGGGAAUACUUUUUAAGUCUCACCUUCCCCUUUUAACUAAUAUUCAUAAUUGACUCGUUUAAAACACUUUAAUUUACAAAUUAAAUUGCAGAUGGGAGCAUUAGGUUUAGUUUAGACUUAGGGUGGGUAGCAAUACCAGUAAACUUUUCAACUACAUAACUUUUUGCAACCACAAAACCUGUAAUACGCUGUACAGUAACAAGUGUUGGCAUUAUCAGUUGAACUGUAAAUAUAAAAUGCUUCUUCCAAUUAGUCUCUAUGAUGAUUAAGUUUCUAAAAUUUAUCUGAACACCAUUCAGAAACUUGUUUUGGGGAAUUUGAUAGUUAUUGAUGUACAUCUGUUAAACUGAUGACAGACAUAACUCAUCAUUCCCCAGAAACCUUUUUUGAUUACAGUAUCUAACAUUUUGCCUCCUCUUUUUUGGUUUUGCUGGUUAUAAAGGUUUGGAUUGGAGAGGGCUCACUGGAUCCCAAUCCUUGGAGCUGGAUCAUUGGAUUCAAAUCAUAAUGUGGAUAGGAUAGGGAGGAUGAAUUACAAGGAUUCAUGGAGCGGGAUCAGAUUACCAGGAACAUAGGAGUGGAUUCCUGCCCCAACCAAACCGCAUUCGUGUGGAUUUUUUUUUUUUUUUUUUAUUCAACUUAAUUGGCUAUUCCAAAGAUUUUUUUUUUCCUAUUUUUGACGAUUGGAGCCCUUAAGAUGCACGAUGGAAUUGUGUUUUGCAUUUUUUGGUAAAAGGAGCAAAGCGAGGACCUGGAGAUAAUACGCUGGAGCAAUCUCCUUGGAAGGAUUCAGCACGAGUAGAUGGUAAACAUUUAAAGGGGAAAGGGGGGGUUUGUUUAAAAUAGUAAAUCAGUAAGUCACUUCUAAAUUUAAAGAACAAAAUUGGAGUUGAAGAAUAAGUAGGUUUCCAAUUGGCUAUUGCCGUUUUUCUUUGAAAAAAAAAAAUAAACAUUUUUUAAAAAACUA
This is a messenger RNA of Prionailurus viverrinus (fishing cat), 3049 nucleotides long. It is a transcript of the gene SRSF1, whose product is annotated as serine and arginine rich splicing factor 1. NCBI's taxonomy places the organism in Eukaryota, Metazoa, Chordata, Mammalia, Carnivora, Felidae. The coding region runs from base 369 to 1115 and encodes 248 amino acids. The record is from RefSeq and is a predicted model, not a curated record. Gene Ontology annotation, molecular function: mRNA binding. Gene Ontology annotation, cellular component: ribonucleoprotein complex; nucleus; cytoplasm. The transcript has 4 exons.